UCAAUUGAGAAACAACGCAGGAAACUUCGUAUAUUAUCCUCAUCCCAUUUACUUGGCCUACUUCUGUUAAAGUCUCCUUUAUAGUGGUUGCUUAUGUUAGGUAAGUCCGCGCGAAAUUGGCCUUAAAGAGAGUUGGUCUAUUCAAAAGAACAUUUGAAGUAUAUCUCUGUUAGCUCAUGUAAAGUGGCUGGCCCUUCUUGGAUUUUGGACUCUCUACCGAAUAAAAUGUCAUAUACUUUAGUAUUCCACAUCUUCAUCUUAUCCAUCAUUCAAACAGCCUCCUCUUCCCAACGUGAGCUUCCGCUAUCGCAGGAUCUAUGUGUAUCCCAAGACUUCCCAAACCAACAUGCUCAGCAAUACCCAACACUUGUUAGCGGGAAUUUGAACGGAACUAUCUUAAUAGUACCGAUACCUCUUGAUACUGCGCGGCAGAUCAUUCCUAAGGAGUAUGGAAUUAUCGAGAACGCGUAUAGAACGUUGCUACCUUCGUUCCCUGAUGGAAUGUACCCAAUGAUGGCACAGAUCGUACACGAUCACGAUCUCCAACUGCCCGCGUACAACGCUUCCUUACCGGACUUCUCGCGUGCUUCUCUUGAGUUUCCGUUCUUGGACAUAUUUGGCGGCGGUCGCACCCCCUUUCGUUGGGCAGCGACUUUUAUGAUCACGGCGGAAAACGAGAUGGCCAUCGAGGGAGCAGAGAGCUAUGGCGCAGAAGUCUACCCGUCGGCGUUUGACCCGCCUUGCGACGCUUACGGAACGUUACCCAGCGGCUCCACCACGUACGCGCGUAGCUGGAGUAACAGCAACGAGGCGCAGGGCGGUAUCAGAUUCAUGACCAUCGAGGCGGUACCGUCCCCUGGGAACGUGCCGUACCCCAUGGACUUCAUCGCGAACGUGACUAACCAGCCCGUCUUUGCGAACACCCGAGUCUGCGACUACUACACGAGAUUGUUCAACACGACGCUGUCGAGUUCCGCGGAGCCAGUCGUCGGGAGCGUCAGCGCGAACCUGGAACCUUUUAACAAACCCCGGACUUGGAGCGGCGUGUACGGCUGGCGACUGGCUACGCCAUUUCUAGAGCCCCCUGUGCUUACCGAGUGCAAGCAAACGCCGUAAUUCGUGGCACAAGGCCUGUCACUUGUUCCUACAUCCGCCUGUCUUAAGACCCUGGGUGGUACGGGCCAGAUGGCAGAGACACGCGCUCGCAAUUAACUGCCUAGGUUAACAGUGUCUGUUAUUUAGCUGUGAUCAGGGCCAGCAGUGAG
Daldinia caldariorum is the source of this 1265-nucleotide messenger RNA. RefSeq lists its product as uncharacterized. The record is from RefSeq and is a predicted model, not a curated record. Lineage: Eukaryota; Fungi; Ascomycota; Sordariomycetes; Xylariales; Hypoxylaceae. Bases 226 to 1116 code for a protein of 296 amino acids. The transcript is spliced from 2 exons.